Micropterus salmoides (largemouth bass) is the source of this 1546-nucleotide messenger RNA. RefSeq names its product C-type lectin domain family 4 member M-like. Lineage: Eukaryota; Metazoa; Chordata; Actinopteri; Centrarchiformes; Centrarchidae. The record is from RefSeq and is a predicted model, not a curated record. The transcript has 6 exons. The coding region runs from base 81 to 1013 and encodes 310 amino acids.
UGGAUUGUUGAUGAGCUCAGCAAUGGUAGCUUCAAGCAUCAACACAGUCUCAUAUGACUGAUCUCAGCUAAGCAGUCAGAAUGGAGAGGAGAGUAAUCUCAGGUGGUAAUUGUGAUAGCGGAUUUAACACACUGAUUUGCCAGGAGGACAUGACCACUGAGGAGCACCCUUACACCAACUUUAACCAAGACAGGCAACAAGUGUCUACGCCCAGUAUGACAUCUUGGAGACCUACCAGACUGGCUGCGGUGAGCCUGGCGCUACUUGCUGCAGUUCUAUUAAUAGUUGAUAUCAGCCUCGGGGUCCACUACAACAAUCUCAAAGAUACCCACCUCAAACUUGAUGAUACAGAACGCAUCAGCAAUGAGAUGAUCAAACUCCAGGAUAAUUACAAAGCCGCAAUCAAAAACAUGACGGGUUACAAGAAGCAGCUGGACAGUGAGAUGAAUCGUCAGAAACCAACCAACUGGGAGCUUGAACACCAGACAAAAAGAAGCCAAGACUACCAAGUGCAGAUUGUUAAAAUGACUGAGGACAUUGCAUCACUGAGAUCCCACAUACCAAUGAUUAAUGAUGGCUGCAGACACUGUCCACCAGGAUGGAUUUUGAUGAACUCGUUGUGUUACUACUUCUCUUUCUCUGACUAUGCUGGACUCAAAACAUGGCAAAAAGCCAGAGAUUUCUGCCAGAUGCAUGGAGGUGACCUUGCAGUCAUAGACACCAAAGACAAAGAGAACUCAACUGUAAAUCACUUGAGACACAAUGAAGACCCCUCAAAAUAUAUGGGCUUCUGGAUUGGACUGAGAGACGUUCACGAGGAAGGGACUUGGAGAUGGUUGGAUGGAACAAGACUGGUUGAAGGGUACUGGAACGAUGGAGAACCAAAUGAUGUGAACUCUGAGGACUGUGCAAUGGUGUAUCCCAAAGAAAACUUCUUCAAGGCUUGGAACGAUAAUUCAUGUGAAGUGAAACACAAAUGGAUUUGUGAAAAGGCACCAACUUCUAUGAGUUAAUAGUGUGUCUUUACUGCAUGUGCCUCUUUGUGCAAACCUAGCUGUUUGCACAAAGAGUUAUUCCUGUAAUGAAAAACAGAAUAUUUACCAAAUCAGAUCUUUAAUUGUGAAUAUGCAUGUUACUAUUACACACAUCACAUACUAUAAUGUGAAUAAACCAUAUAUUUGAUGUUCAUACAGUGCUUAUAAAUGCUAAACAGGGAAGUUAAAAAGUAUUACCACCAAAUGUAAGGACAAUACCCCAAUGUUACCUCUUUCUUAAAGUAAGUAGGUAAUAUGAUAAUAUAAUAGUAAAAAGCAGUAAUAUAAUAGUUAUACAACGAGCAGCUUUAUCAAUGUUAUUAAAUCAUUAAUGAAUACUUUAUAAAUCUGUAAUAAAUUAAAGGCUGAAUGUUUUUAAUAGGCCAUCAUGUCUGCAGCUGUGAGGUAAGUUGAUUAUUUAAAGACCAAGCAAAUUAUGUGAAAGUGACCACAUGGCUUUUUAUUAAUCUGUAAAGAAUAAAUAAAUGGCCAACUAUUAAUUGAAACCUAAA